UGCACUCACCAAGAAGAUGAAGAACUUUGAAUUCCAGCCUCUCCUUCUGUUGUUCAUGGUCACCUUGGCCAUCACAAAGCAUCCAAAUGGUUCACACACUCUGAGGUAUGUAUUCACCCUCCUGUCAUGGCCUGGGCAUCCGGAGCCCGAAUUAAUCUUUCUCAGCUAUGUGGAUGAAACACAGAUCAUGGGAUUCAACAGUGUAUCAGAGAGUCAGAGGAUGGAGAGUCGGGUACCAUGGAUGAGUGAUCUGAGUGCAGAGUUUUGGGAGUUAGCAACAGAGGAUAUACUGAAAGAACAUCGCUUCUUGAAUACAAUCAUGAGGAAAUUGCUCAAGAUCUACAAUGAUAGCAUGAAUGGAUAUCACACGAUCCAGGAAACGUAUGGCUGCCAAGUCAAGGAGAGAUUGUCCUUCAGUCAUGCUUUCAUGGAAUUAGUAUUAGAUACACAUGAUUACAUCACACUGAAUGAGGAUCUGCAGACAUGGAGAGGGGUUGGCAAGGCAGCUGAGAUAAUUAAGGAAGAGUGGGAGAAAAUAAAUUUGGCAAAGAUAUCGAAGUCUUUCCUGCUGGGCGCAUGUGUGGAGGGGCUCCUUGGAUACCUGGACUUUGGGAAGACGCAUUUGUUGAGAAUAGAUCCUCCUGAAUCUACCAUCCCCUUCAUGGCUAUGAUUAUUUCUCUGGUUCUUGGGGCUCUGCUUCUGGGAGCAAUGAUGGCUUUUCUUAUAUGGAAGAGGAGGACUAGAGGUUAAGACAGAGGUGGUACAGAGACAUUAAACACUGUUUCUGGCUUCUCCUCCCAUAGUGACUUCUCUUUCUAUAUCUGACUAUGACUAUGUGUCUGUCUCCUCCAAGCACACUGUAAGCAGUUCAUCAGCAGGAAGAAGCCCCAUGUUGACUCUUACUGUGUGUAUUUCCCAGUCAUCUCUCAUAUUCCCACACAGGCAGGGCUGGGAAACCUCCAUCCCUGAUUGGAAUUUCGCUUUCACCAAUAUAGCAUUUUAUGCUUGAGCCUAUACUUAACUAUUUGUGGUUUUUUAUGCAACUUCUUGGCAGAUUGUGUGAUUGAUUGAUGUCCUAAAAAUGAGUAAAACUUGAUGGAAAAAUAAAUCUCAG
This is a messenger RNA of Mus pahari (shrew mouse), 1115 nucleotides long. RefSeq names its product HLA class I histocompatibility antigen, A-25 alpha chain-like. Gene Ontology annotation, cellular component: external side of plasma membrane. The record is from RefSeq and is a predicted model, not a curated record. Gene Ontology annotation, molecular function: signaling receptor binding; peptide antigen binding. NCBI's taxonomy places the organism in Eukaryota, Metazoa, Chordata, Mammalia, Rodentia, Muridae. Bases 17 to 751 code for a protein of 244 amino acids. Gene Ontology annotation, biological process: positive regulation of T cell mediated cytotoxicity; antigen processing and presentation of endogenous peptide antigen via MHC class Ib; immune response. The transcript has 5 exons.